AUGCGCCUCGGUGGCUCCAAACACACACUCCUCAUCCCUCAGCAUCUUUCAGUUGUGCAUGCCUUCAUAAGCUCCACCCUCGGAAUUUUCCUUUGUACGCCUUAUCCCGUCGAUCCCUCCUCCCCUGUUACCCUUCGAAUGCUCGUCCUUGCCAAUCUACCCUCAAGUCAUCCCAAAUUGUUUGUCGUCCUCAAAGCCCCUCUGCCCACCAGGUUGCCAUUCACUCCACAACUCUUCAACUACUGGCCGCCUCUGGGUUCUCUACUUUACUCACUCUCCAGCUUUCUUGAGCCCACGCGCGACUCCUUGUAUCGCGUUUAUCGCCUUCUCGAGUCAACGACCUUCACCUAG
Molecule: messenger RNA, 351 nt
Organism: Cantharellus anzutake
Lineage: Eukaryota; Fungi; Basidiomycota; Agaricomycetes; Cantharellales; Hydnaceae
Exons: 1
Coding region: 1-351 (116 amino acids)
Source: RefSeq, a predicted model, not a curated record